Molecule: messenger RNA, 1294 nt
Organism: Ipomoea nil (Japanese morning glory)
Lineage: Eukaryota; Viridiplantae; Streptophyta; Magnoliopsida; Solanales; Convolvulaceae
Exons: 4
Coding region: 221-712 (163 amino acids)
Biological process (GO): cytokinin biosynthetic process
Source: RefSeq, a predicted model, not a curated record
AAAAAAAAAAAAAAAAAAAAAAAAAAAACAGAACCAAACGACAUAACCAAAUAACAAAAACUAGUCUAGGAUUUGAGCAUGCUGCCACUGGUUUUCUGUACCUUCCCUUUUCCUCCCUAUAAAUACUCCCCCAUACUUAUCCCUUUUUUCACCACCUACCCUCAUUCUUCACACCCAAAACUGGGAGUUUUGUAAAGAAAAAAAAGUAAAGUUUUCAAGAAUGAAUCUAUCAGGUUCUGAGUGCAGUUCUGGGUGCCAAUCUGGGUGGACAACUUACUUUGAUCAGAACUCAAAUUCUGAAGAUCAAUUCAACAGCAGAUUUCAUGGUGAAGAUCAUAGAGGGGGAAAGAUGGGGUUUUGCAGUGAGGAUGAGGACUUGUCUAUGGUCUCUGAUGCAUCCUCAGGGCCACCACAUUUUCGCGGUGGCGAAGAAGAAGAAGAAUAUUUGUAUAAAGGGAAGCAGAAAAGGAAAAGUACAGAGAUUUGGGGUGAUAAACAAGAAAGGUGUUAUCUUGAUGAUACUGCCAGUUCCCCUGCAUUGAGUUUCCCUUUUAAGGAAAACACAGCUUCCAUGGAGACUAAUGUUCCUGGUGUCUCUGAGAAACAUCUUAAGGGUAAAUCUGUUCUUGGGAAGCACUUUGGAUUCUUGAAAUCAUCUAAAAGUGGCAAAGCUGCUUCCCUCAAAUCUGGUGGUAUGAAGGGGAGAAAGUAGCAGAGAGAAAUGGCAAAGUUCAUGUUCUCUGUCUCUACUGCUGCACCUGCAGAUGAUGAAUAGAGAAAGAAGAUUUGUUAUUUGUUAUCUUUUUUUUUUUUGGGUGGGGGGUGGAUCAAUGAUCAUGAUGAUGGAUGUAAAUAGAAAAAAGGCAUCAGAUUUAUUAUUUGGAUCUUGUUUUUGAGUAACGAGGGAAACUCACAGUCACUGUUCGAGUGUAUCCUAGUCAGUAAAGGACAGAUAAAGUAGCUUAGGUUGCGGACUGGCUCAAAUCAAGAAGAUCAAUAGGCUGCUCGUUUCGGGAGAGUAGAAUUUGUAUGUGGAUCUUGUUUUUGAGUAACGAGGGAAACUCACACCCACUGUUCAAGCGUACCUUAGUCAGUAAAGGGCAGAUAAAGUAGCCUAGAUUGCGGACUGGCUCAAAUCAAGAAGAUCAAUGGACUGUUCGUUUCGGGGAGUAGAAUUUGUAUGUGGAUCUUGUUUUUAUCUACUCUCCUUUGAAUAUGUUAAUCCAUCUUUGUUAUUUGUUCCUGUCUAUGUAGUCGGAAACAACCUGAAAUAUAAGAAGAAAAUUUUUGUUUA